GACGCAACUAUCGCGAGCCCAGAAUUCAGUACGGAAGCAAGUGUCACGGGUUAAAGAGCUACUUUACAACAAGAGUAAAACAAUCUUUCCAGCAAAUUUAAGACGAGAAUCACCCAGACCUGUUUCCCGGUAGUCCUGCAGACUAUUUUACAUAGAAUUGCAUCCUCCGUGACUUCACCACAGACUAUUGGAGUAACAGUGGAACAUAUCACCAGCCUUGAGGCCAACAAUUCAUCUCAUCACUCCCUCCCCCCCCUAUCUUUGUCACAGGAGAAGCCACACAGCCACGAUGAAUCUGGAAAGACUGCCAAAUGAGGAGAAACUUGGACUUUGCAGAAAAUAUUAUCUAGGUGGAUUUGCCUUUCUCCCGUUCCUUUGGCUCGUCAACGUUGUGUGGUUUUUCCGAGAAGCUUUUGUAAAACCAUCCUACACUGAACAACUGCAGAUAAAAGCAUAUGUGAAGCGCUCAGCACUGGGGUUCCUGUGUUGGCUUGUAGUACUCACUACUUGGAUCACUAUUUACCAGCACUACAGAGCCCAGUGGGGGGAGGUGGGGGACCAAAUCUCCUUCACAAUCCCACUCGGCAUUCCUUAAAUCCUUUUUGUAUUGUAUUUUGGCUAAAUGUUUUUUGAAAAUAAAUCAUGGACUGUAUUAGUUUGUACUAGCACCUGGAUGGGCAUGCUGGGUAAUUUGUUAAUGGAUGAACACUGUUUUACUCUUGUCUAAAUGGCAAAUAAAAAUGACAACCAUG
Syngnathus acus (greater pipefish) is the source of this 752-nucleotide messenger RNA. It is a transcript of the gene psenen, whose product is annotated as presenilin enhancer, gamma-secretase subunit. NCBI's taxonomy places the organism in Eukaryota, Metazoa, Chordata, Actinopteri, Syngnathiformes, Syngnathidae. The transcript has 4 exons. The record is from RefSeq and is a predicted model, not a curated record. Gene Ontology annotation, cellular component: gamma-secretase complex. The coding region runs from base 290 to 595 and encodes 101 amino acids. Gene Ontology annotation, biological process: Notch receptor processing.